AAAAGCAAACUUUAGGAUUGGAGUUUGAGCCUAGCCUAAGGGUGGAACCGGAACUUACCUUUGUACUUCAAGCAAGUCAGGGUUGGUUGGGUAGGUUUGGAACCGGCUGCCGUCCUGAGGCGUCUCACAGCUGCAAGCAGGUUCUGCCGGAUAGCCACCAUGGCCUCUCAGCCUCCUAGGCUGGCAGAAGAGUCUAGCUCAAGUCCUGGGGAGUCUGAAUUGGCUGUAAACCCCUUUGAUGGGCUUCCCUUUUCUUCCCGCUACUACGAGCUGCUUGAGCAGCGCCGAGCCUUGCCCAUCUGGGCUGCUCGCUUCACCUUCUUGGAGCAUUUGGAGAGCAGUCCCACUGGAGUGGUGCUAGUGUCUGGAGAGCCUGGCUCUGGCAAGAGCACCCAGAUCCCUCAGUGGUGUGCAGAGUUUGCAUUAGCAAGAGGGUUCCAGAAUGGCCAGGUUACUGUCACUCAGCCUUACCCUCUGGCAGCCCUGAGCUUGGCUGUGCAGGUUGCUGAUGAGAUGGACCUGACUCUGGGUCAUGAGGUUGGAUACAGCAUCCCUCAAGAGAACUGCACAGAGUCUGACACCCUGCUCAGGUUCUGCUGGGACAGGCUGCUUCUGCAGGAGGUGGCCUCAUCCCGGGGCAUUGGAGGCUGGGGUGUGCUGGUGCUGGAUGAGGCUCAAGAGCGGUCGGUGGCCUCAGACUCACUUCAGGGGCUGCUACGAGAUAUCAAGCUGAGAAACCUUCCAGGGGACCCUAAAGUGGUUGUGGUUACCGACCCAGCCCUUGAACCUAAGCUCCAGGCCUUCUGGGGCAAUCCUCCUACUGUGCACAUACCCAAAGAACCUGGUGGGAGUCCCACCCCUGUCUACAGAGACACUAUCCCUAUUGAUCCGGUGGAAGCUGCCUGUCAAGCUGUGCUUGAGUUGUGUCUAAAGGAGGUUCCAGGAGAUGUGCUUGUGUACCUGUCCAGUGAGGAGGAAAUUUCCCUGUGCUGUGAAUCCUUGUCAAGGGAAGUGGGGACCUUAGCUCUCCCAGGACCUCAGCCACGGGUGCUGCCCCUUCAUCCAGGCUGUGGCCAAGCGAUACAGGCUGUAUAUGAGGACACAGACAUGGGUGCCCGGAAAGUUGUGGUCACUCAUUGGCUGGCUGACUUCUCCUUCUCCCUCCCUUCUAUCCGUCAUGUCAUUGAUUCAGGACUGGAGCUUCGAAGUGUUUACAAUCCUCGGAUCCGGGCAGAAUCACAAGUAUUAAGACCAAUUAGCAAGUGUCAGGCAGAGGCAAGACGACUUCGAGCAAGAGGGUUCCCACCAGGGUCCUGCCUCUGCCUGUACCCUCAGUCCUUCCUAGAACUAGAGGCUUCCCCACUGCCACAACCCAGGGUUUGUGAAGAGAAUCUGAGUCCCCUGGUGUUACUACUAAAGAGGAGACAGAUUGCAGAGCCAGGGGAGUGCCACUUCCUGGACCGGCCUGCUCCAGAAGCAUUGAUGCAGGCACUGGAAGACUUAGACUAUCUGGCAGCUCUGGAUGAUGAUGGGGACCUAUCAGACCUGGGAGUCAUCCUAUCAGAGUUUCCCCUGUCCCCUGAGCUGGCCAAAGCCCUGCUGGCCUCCUGCGAGUUUGACUGCGUAGAUGAGAUGCUCACACUUGCUGCCAUGCUCACUGUUGCCCCUGGGUUUACGCGUCCUCCACUCUGUGCGGAAGAAGCUGCCUUGCGAAGGGGUCUGGAACACCCCGAUGGUGACCACAGCUCUCUGAUCCAGGUUUAUGAAGCCUUUAUACAAAGUGGAGCAAACGAGGCUUGGUGUCAGGCUCGGGGUCUAAACUGGGCAGCAUUGUGCCAAGCCUGUAAACUUCGGGGAGAGCUCCAAGAACUCAUGCAGCAAAUUGAACUUCCCUUGACCCAACCAGCCUUUGGCUCUGAACAAAAUCGCAGAAACCUUCAGAAAGCACUGGUGUCAGGAUACUUCCUCAAGGUGGCCCGAGACACAGAUGGGACUGGAAAUUACCUGCUCCUAACCCAUAAGCAUGUGGCCCAGCUCUCCUCAAAUUGCUGCUACCAAAAUCGCCGUCCUCCGGCCAGACCCCCACAAUGGGUGCUAUACCACAGUUUCUCCAUAUCCAAAGACAACUGCCUUUCCAUUGUUUCUGAGAUUCAACCUCAGAUGUUGGUGGAGUUGGCCCCUCCAUAUUUCCUGAGUAACCUGCCCCCCAGUGAGAGCAGAGAUCUCCUGAACCAAUUGAGGAAAGAAAUGGCAGAUUCAUCGGCAGAGAGUGAAUCUUCCUCCAUCCAGGAGUUCAGAGAUGCCUGUGUCCUGCAAUGACCUGCCUACCUAAGGAUUAGAGCUGAGCUCAACUCAUGGUCCUCCUUCAGGCUAGCACCAAAGCAGACAACUAGAUUUAGAAGGCCAGAGUUUAAGGUCAAUGUAAAUUCUGGAAUCUAAAAGUAGAGGGAAUGGGGUAAGCCACAGUCUAUAUAGGGUAGAAUCCUUCCCUUAGCCUUCUUGUUGCUUUCCUUAUUUGCCAGGGACUGACAUGCUCCCCAUUCUACCAAGUUAUGUCAGAUCCAUCCUUGUACUCCCUUUUGAUCUAUAAAAGAUUUUUCUAUGAUGCCAA
Messenger RNA from Urocitellus parryii (Arctic ground squirrel), 2611 nucleotides. It is a transcript of the gene Dqx1, whose product is annotated as DEAQ-box RNA dependent ATPase 1. NCBI's taxonomy places the organism in Eukaryota, Metazoa, Chordata, Mammalia, Rodentia, Sciuridae. Gene Ontology annotation, cellular component: intracellular anatomical structure; spliceosomal complex. The record is from RefSeq and is a predicted model, not a curated record. Gene Ontology annotation, molecular function: helicase activity; RNA binding.